This is a messenger RNA of Podarcis lilfordi (Lilford's wall lizard), 43336 nucleotides long. The record is from the annotation of a GenBank genome assembly. NCBI's taxonomy places the organism in Eukaryota, Metazoa, Chordata, Lepidosauria, Squamata, Lacertidae.
AUGGCUGAGAAGCGACGUUUGGAGCCACUCGGGGCCCUGAGUUACAGCAAGCACCCUCGACUGGAGGUGGAGGCAGGCCAUGUUCUCUCGUCGGGUUUGUGCAGGUCGAGCACCCUGCCUGGCUACACUUCGGACAACCAUUACAGCUACAAGGGAUCGUGCUUUGCCUACCCGCUUCAAUGCCACGAAGGGCCCAAGUCUUUGUCUCCCUGGACUCCCACCGAGACCUACGCCCAUUGCACGGGUGCCGCGGCCAGCCACCCCCCGAGGACAGACAAAGCCCUGUGCAUGCUGUACAGACCGGAAGCAGAAAGUUUUGGGGCACGGGGUCAAAUUCCUGGGCACGAGAAGGCUGGCAGCAAGUGCAUGGCUGCUCAGGAGAAGUUGGCCAACUACAUGGGCCAUACAGGACUCACUCAGCAGGCCUGGGUGCACAGCUACCCGGCACAGCAUUCUCCUCGAACAGCGGCAGGUUUCUCGACUCUGGCGGUGCCGAAACCGGUGUUCCGGAACCACAGUUACUGUGCUGAGUCCAGCUACAGUCCGAAAGGCUCCCUAGCCUUGGGGAUGCAGGUGGAGAGCAUGCCCAAGCAGCCGGCGGGAGCAGAAUGGGCUCUGCCACCGUCUGGACACCUGGUUCACGUGGAGAGGCCUGGUUGUGGCACAGCCGUGCCCCCCAAAUCGGUAGUUUCUGAAUCGGGUUACCUGCCAUCCCACCAAGGGUCCAAAGACACUUCUGUGAGCCCGGUUGGCUUUUCGCCGUUCCGCAAAGUGUUUGAGAAAUGCCAGGCCACAUACCACAGCCCGCCGAAUAUCCCUGAGGCUCGUGGCGGAAGUCCUCGCAAACAUGCCUGGUCAAAGCUACCUCCUCCUACCAGCCCACUGGCCAAUCCCCAGAACCUGGUGUACCAAGAGAGGUCACCUGCAUGUUACCCGCUCACUUCCUACGCGCUGACUUCACACGAACAGAUGCUGUUGUACCACCAGAGCUGUGUUCAGGCAGAGAAACCCAAUUCCCUCUUUGCUCUGCCAGCCUGCAAAGGCUUUGCUUCUCCGGGCCGCGAUGAUCCUCAGCUUCUCCCAGGCUCUUACUUAACACCACAGAGUUAUUAUCCUAGUCACUUGGACAGCUAUAUCUACAGAUCACUUGGUCCUCCUCCUCCUCCUGCGGCAACCCCGCCCAGCCACCAGCCUUUUCGGGAACAUGAGCCCCAGCCAAACGCGAGGACCAAAGCGGACUUGGUGCACGAGGCUCCCAUCUCCAGCUGCACUCUGUCGGAAAAGGCUUCGUAUUGUGGCUCUUUCUCCAGCAGAGAUGGCCUUCCGGAUUGUCGCGAGGGCGAUCACGUAGCCAAGCUAAGCAACGAGAACAUUCCGAGUCAAUGGGCACCUCCUCAACGCCAGCCUUCGCAGAUGCACCACCCUGCGGACAGAUUGCCUGGCUUCCUUAGUAGGUUUCGGUCCAUGCAAGAGGCUGCCUGCAGGGUGGGUCGGAGCCAUUCGGAAGAGGCCAACGCUAAGGGAGAGGAACUCUGUGACACACCCAGAAGGUCCGCUUUAAUACCCGAAGCCAAGAAAAGCAACUUCUGGGCUUGCAAAACUGAAUCAGGGAAGUGCAUCGUGAUUUCGGACAGUCCAGUUGCGUCCCAUGAGUCCUGCAUUAAAGGAGAUCUCCUCCAAAACAUCCUUGAGGAUUCCGGUUCCUCAUUCCAAAGUAUGCGGCAGCCAUCGGAGGACAAAGGAAGGGGUGCUAAAAGACCCGAGGAACCCCUCCCCUCUUCUUCCCCUCCUAUGCCUGUUAUCAACAAUGUCUUUAGCUUGGCGCCUUACCAACGUUACCUGGCUGAUUCGGAGUCAGCGGAGAUUUCGCUCUCUAAAAGCUGUCAAACCCAGGAGACUGCUUUUGGUAACUCAGCCAAAUGCAUGGAAGUCCAGAGCCCACCGCGGCCAGACCCUGUACGGUCAGGGGAAGUGUCUCAGGCACCGCUGCCCGGAAGGAAAGAAACCACUUGUGAUGUGAUGGCAAAAGUUGUUAAAAGGGAGCCAAGCAGAAACUGUGCAGGGGUUGUGAGAGGGCAUGAAGAUAAUGCUGGGACUUGGGAGAGCUGCCGGAUCAAAGGCUUGCCUCCCAGUGGGCCUGCGCCCAGUCACCAGGCCCCACCAGUUUGUAUAAAUGGCAGUGCUGGGGCCAGAGAAGACCACGCCCUGGAUCUCAGCUUUAAAACAGAAGGCUUGGCAGAAGUGCCCAGUCUUCAGAGGUCACCUGGGAAGAUGGAGGCUGUUGAAAGGGAAAGUUCAGAGAGCAAAGGGAAGGAGGCGAGCGAGACUUUGCCUAAGAGACAGGAGAUUGUGCAGGAGGCUAAUGUGCAAAUGGCAGAGUUGGCCGGGAAAAGUGGCUCUGCGGGAAAGAGCAGUUUUCACAGCUCUUCAGCAUUCUUGUACAAAAAAUUCAAAAUCCAAAAGUCGCAUGCAGCUGGGCGAGGUUGUGCAGUGCAACAAGACUCUUCCUCCUUGCAACCGAGCUCCCAUGUGUUUGUUAAGGCCAGUGAUGUCUCUACAUUGCGAGAAGGCUCUGGACAAGCAACGGAUCUGCAAAGCAACCCACCAGUUCAACAAAGCCUCCCGCAAGUGGCGACUCAGCAAAACAUGGCUCCGGUUCAGCAAAGCCUCCCCUAUGCAGCGACUCAGCAAAACACGCCUCCGGUUCAGCAAAGCCUCUCCUAUGCAGCGACUCGGCAAAACACGCCUCCGGUUCAGCAAAGCCUCCCCUAUGCAGCGACUCGGCAAAACACGUCUCCGGUUCAGCAAAGCCUCCCCUAUGCAGCGACUCGGCAAAACACGCCUCCGGUUCAGCAAAGCCUCCCCUAUGCAGCGACUCGGCAAAACACACCUCCAAUUCAGCAAAGCCUCCCACACGCGGCGACUCAGCAAAACACGUCUCCGGUUCAGCAAAGCCUUCAGCAGGCGGUGACUCAGCCCGAAACUCAACUCUUGCCACAGAAUUGCUUUAACGUUAAGCUGCCAGAUGCUUCAAAAGCCCCACCUCCUAGUGCACCUGCUGUGUCUCCUGCCCUGGAAGAGACCGGUGCCUCGCUUUCCACCAGCAGCGAAUUGCCCGAUAAGCAACAUUCCCCCAGGCAGCAUUUCACUGCCUUGCAUACAUCGAUCUGCACCAUCAUUUCCUGCUCCGUGUCUACCUCCGCUCCAGAGCUCCUCAAGGAGUGGCUGGAGAAGACCAAGUCCAAAGGGGAUCGCCAAGGGAAGGCAGUAGGGUCGGCAAAGCACAAGAACGGCUCGAAGUUUUCUGAAGCUCCGAUGCCUUCCAAGGGCAAGGAGAUCUGGCUGGCUUUCAAGGACAUGGCGCUGUUCCUUAACAAACUGCUGUCUCAGCUGGAGGCCAUCCUGUUUACUCGCAGGUGCCCCUUUCCUCACGUGAUCCGAGCGGGCACCAUCUUCAUCCCCAUUCACGUGGUGAAGGAGACCCUCUUCCCCAACCUGUCCAGCUCCUCUGUUGACCACGUGCUGCAGGACCACAGGGUGGAGCUACGUCCCACAACCUUAUCUGAGGAGAGGCUGCUGAGGGACCUGGAGCUAAAGAGCUGCACCUCCCGGAUGCUGAAACUGCUGGCCUUGAAACAGCUGCCCGAUAUCUACCCAGACCUUCUGAACCUCCACUGGCACGACUGCGUCAAGCAACAGCUUGGUAAGUGCAGCUAACGGUGGCAUGCAACCUGCUUUUCAGCAAGGAGCUCUCUCCCCGCUCUACCCUGAAGCAAAAUGAUAUCUCUGCUGUACUCUUGGGUUUUGGUGCCUGCGCUCAGCUGCUUCUCGUUUGGCAUGGAUGCUAUUCUUGUGAAGUCUAGGCAUUUGCAUGACUGUGAGUGUGACAUGUAGGAUGGGAGCUCUUGUCUAGUUCAGAAUCUGGUGAGGUGUGGGUGCAAAUAUCUCGGACCAUUCCAGCCUCUUGAUUUGGAUAGGGCAGAAUGGAGCUGGUUUAGGCUGCAGGGAGGUCAGCAGAAGGAAUGGUGAAAUUGUUAGGGGAAAAUCUCUCUCUGUGUGUGCAUAUGCAUACGCACAUCCUUGAGCUGGAAAAAAUAGAAACAGGCCGAGGGAGCCGGCAUUUCUCCACCGACAGCCUUCUGGGCCAUGUGGCCAGCAUGACUAAACCGCUUCUGUUGCAAUGGAACACCAUGACAGAAGCCAGAGCGCAUGGAAACGCUGUUUGCCUUCCCGCCGCAGUGGUAUCUAUUUAUCUACUUGCACUGGCGUGCUUUUGAACUGCUAGGUUGGCAGGAGCUGGGACAGAGCAACAGGAGCUCACCUCGUCACAGGGAUUUGAACUUCCAUCUUUCUGAUUGGCAAGCCCAAGAGGCUCAGUGGAGUUUCACAACCCCAUAGUCACCUUUGACUGACUUAACCAUCCAGGGGUCCUUUACCUUACCUUUACCUAAACAGAAACAUUUCUACCUGUCAGAAUUAUAGAACCAUAGAAUUGUAGAUGGGGUUGGAAAGGGCCCUGAAGCUCAUCUAGUCCAACCCGGGGGAUGCAGGUGGCGCUGUGGUCUAAACCACUGAGCCUCUUGGGCUUGCCGAUUGGAAGGUCAGCAGUUUGAAUCCCCGCGAUGGAGGGAGCUCCUGUUGCUCUGUCCCAGCUCCUGCCAACCUAGCAUUUCGAAAGCAUACCAGUGCAAGUAGAUAAACCUGUACUGCUGUGGCGGGAAGGUCCAGGGGUCCUUUACCUUUACCUUCUUUUUUUUUUUAGUCCAAUCCAUGCAAUGCAAGAAUCUCCACUAAAGCAUCCAUGACAGAUGGCUAUCCAACCUCUGCUUAAAAACCACCUAGGAAAGCCCACCACCUUCCGAGGAAGCCAAUGUGGUGUAGUGGUUAAGAGCUGUGGACUUGUAAUCUGGUGAACUGGGUUUGCUUCCCUGCUCCUCCACAUGCUGCUGCUGGGUGACCUUGGGCCAGUCACACUUCUCUGAAGUCUCUUACCCCCACUCAACUCACAGAGUAUUUGUUGUGGGGGAGGAAGGGAAAGGAGAAUGUUAGCCGCUUUGAGACUCCUUCGGAUAGUGAUAAAGCGGGAUAUCAAAUCCAAACUCUUCUUCUUCUUCCUACAGUCAGAAAGUUAUUGAAUGCAACACUCACUGCACACCAGGAUAUUCCAUCUGCUCCCUAGCCUUGGGGAAGCAGGUGAAAAUCAUGCCCAAGCAGCCUGCAGGGGCAGAAUGGGCUCUGCCACCGUCGGGAUACCUGGUUCUCAUGGAGAGCCCUGGUUGCAGCAUGGACGUGCCUCUCCCACCCCUGUCGGUGGUUUCUGAAUCUGUUUUUCUGCCAUUACACCAAGGGUCCAAAGAGGCUGCCGUGAGCCCGUUGGGCUUUUUUGCCUUUCUGCAAAGUGUUGAAUAAUAUACCCGAGGCUCAUGGUGGAGGUGCCAGGUUCAGUCCCCAGCCAAGGGAUCAAAGAAGCAGCUGAUACGAAAGACGUCUGCCUGAGCCCCUGGAGAGCUGCUGCCAGCCAGAGCAAGCAAUACUGGGCUAAGUGGACAAUCUGACAUUGUAAAAGGCAGCUGUCUAUAUCCACGUGUGUGGGGGGAGGGUAUUAGGGGCUGGUGGCCCUAUUUGUGCUGCUCACCGAUCCUAGCACCCCACAUUACACUUCAUGCGAAUGCUGCAUCCCUUAACAGCUCCUUUGGUCCCCCAUAGCCUCACGGCUCUUCCAAGCCUGUUCCCCCUCCUCAUGACAAAUCCAGGCACUACAACUCCUCACACAGGGGAUGUGAAAUGGCAGCCUAAUGUGUGUACAGUGGAACCUCUGUUUACAAGGUUCCGGAAGACCGCUCAACUUCUGAAACAUUUGAAAACCAAGGAUCAAUGGGUUGGCUGCAAAGUCAACGGGGGGAAAAAUAUGAAAAAUGCGCCUCGGAAGGUGUUCAACUUCCGAGGCACGUUCGAAAAUGGAAGCAAUUACUUCCGGGUUUUCGACGUUCGGCUUCCGAGAUGCUCAGAAACCGAGGUUCCACUGUAUAUAUAUAUAUUUGGAGAGAGAGAGGGCACAGUCUUCUUUUUGCAGAGGGGGUUGUCACCCUUAGGUUAGCUCCAUCCAAACACCCACUGCCAGCCAACUUUAUGACCGACCCUUUCACUAACACACCAGAUGAUUAUGCGUAACUUUAUUUUUUUCCAGGUCCCACUUCACAGGCUGUCCUGCAUACCUCCAAGUAGGUAUCUGUUCUUUGUGUGGGUUUAUGUGGUGUGCAGCUGCUUAUAGUGGUGGAGACCAGCUGGUGCCCCCGGCCUCUGGACCUCCAGGGGUGCUUGGACUCCCAACUCCCAUAAUCCCCGACCAGCAGGUAUGCUGGCUGGAGCUGAUGGGAGUUGCAACCCCCACCAGGAAUGGUGGGGUUUGUAGUUCAGCAACAACUGGAGGGCCAAAUGUUCCCCCCUGCAUUUUCCCUAAGUAGUAGAGCCCAUGCUUUGCUUGCAGAAGGACCCUGGCUUUGACCCCUAGCACUGGGAUGGGGAAAUUGGGUGCACUCUUAAUGUUGCUGGACUCCAGCUCCCAUUAGUCCCAGGCAGCAUGACCCAAUAGGCAGGGGUAGUGGGAAGUUUUAGCUUCAAAGGUAGUGAGUGCUGAAAAAUACACACACACACCCCAGUCCUAACACUGUAGUGAUUCAUCACUGAUCAGAGUUAAAUGGACUAGUGGCUGGGUUCAAGGCAUCUUGGUUCAAGGUGUCAGAGAGAGAGAGAGAGAGAGAGAGAGAGAGAGAAGGGGUUGGUGGAAGAAGUCAGAAAAGCAGAUUCCUGCCUGCCUUUGGCCCCACCCUCUGCCACCCAGCUGCCCCUGGCAGAUUACUCUCAAGGCAAUGCAGCCCUUAAGAGAAAGACGUGCCCCACCGUCUGCCCUGGAAUGAUGCUACUCUGGCGCUUUGUGAAAUUUUGAAUGGUAGUGCAUAGCCAACCUUGUUGUGGGGGUGUCUCUGAGCAGGCUGUGGUGGGCCCUGUCCCAAGGGGCUGGGGCUGCGGCAGCUGUCCCAAGGUGCCAGAUGACGAUGCCAGCCUUGCUUGAAAACAUACUUUGAACCUCGCUGUUCCUGUGUGAAUUGCCUGGAGCAGAGAUGGUCGGCUUGCAGCCACCUCGGCAUGUGUGCGCCAGUCGCCUCGUCGCUCAGCAGGCGAAGGGUGCUGAAGAAAUCAAUUGGAAAAUGCAAGUGGUGAUAAGCUGUCCUAAAGCAUUAUAUAUCAGGGACUGGGCAGAGGAGGAAUGGUGGAGAUCACCUCCCAAGCCUGUCCCUUCCAGAGAAGAAGAAGACAGUUCAGAAUUACAACAGGCGUUUGAGCAAGAACACAGCUCAGAGGCAGAUGAGGGGGCAAGCUGGGAAAUAGUGGGAGAGGAGGAGGAGGAAGAAGAAGCACCAAGCGGGGGGAUGACAGCUGGCGCACGCAGUCCUUUUGGAAAGCAUUCCUACCCCCCGAACCUGGCAAGCAUUGAAAGUAGGAGAGCAAAGAGCUCAAAGGCAGAGGGCCCUUUUCAGCACCUGUAGCGAUGAUGCAUGAGUAAGUGGGAGAGACGGAAGGGUGGAGACUCACUCGGGACAACGCCAUUAUUCCUGGAGGCAGCAUUCCUAAGCCUCUCUCUGUGAAUUUUGAAUAAAAAGCAGAUGGUAAGAACUUUUGCUUGUCUUAUUCUUUCCUGGCAAUCUGCUGUGGGGGUUGGUUCCUCUGCCACCUGACAUGAGCACUGCAAGUGUGGGCAUCAAUGGGUGCCACCUCUGUGAUGGAGAUUUCAAAAGGUUGCAGUGAUGCUGUUAUCCUGGAGUCUGCACUCUUGCUUACGAACGUGGAUGGGGAAUUAGUGGCCAUCCCAGGUAUUUGCUGGGCCACAACUCUUAUCAAACCCUGACCAUUGGCCAAGCUGGCUAGAGCUGUUGAGAGUGUGGAGUUCAGCAACAUCUGGAGAGCUCCAGGUUCCCCAGCUGUGUGCUCAAGAACAAGAUUCACCUGACCCCCAGUUUCUUUGCAAGGAAACCAGUAUUCCAUUGCAAAUUGUCCAGUGGACUCCAGUUGACCUUCUUCCCUCUCCAUGGCUUAAGAGGAUCUUUGCAGGAGCUAGAUCAGGUGUACAGUCCCACCUAGGGUCAUGGGGGGCACUGUGGUCUAAACCACUGAGCCUCUUGGGCUUCCCGAUUAGAAGGUCAGUGGUUCGAAUCUCUGUGACGGGGUGAGCUCCCAUUGUUCUGUCCCAGCUCCUGCCAACCUAGCAGUUCGAAAGCAUGCCAGUGCAAGUAGAUAAAUAGGUACCGCUGCAGCAGGAAGGUAAACGGCGUUUCCAUGCGCUCUGGCUUCUGUCACGGUGUUCCAUUGGGCCAGAAGUGGUUUAGUCAUGCUGGCCACAUGUCCCGGAAAGCUGUCUGUGGACAAACUCUGUCUCCCUCGGCCUGAAAGCGAGAUGAGCACCGCAAUCCCAUAGCCACCUUUGACUGGACUUAACCAUCCAGGGGUCUUUUACCUUUUUAUCUACAGUCCCACCUACUGGGGGAGUCCAGGUGAGAGUCUGUUGCAUCUUCUGAGUGAAGGCUGUGUAUUUUCUGAUCAGGUUAUAGGACUGCGAUGGAUGGUUGUCUGUUGAGGGCGCAGGCACUAAUUUGGCUGAACGUUUAUUAUUAAUUUUCUGUUUCCACAGGUGAUCUUGCAGAGGAGAGCCCAAAGAUGGACACUGAAGCUUUAUCACCAGACGUCUUGAAGUCAACAGAUGCAACCAGAUGUUUACAGGGUAUGACAGCCCAGUCUCUCACCCAACACUUCGCAAGGAAGCAUAAGCAAGGCAAAAAAUAUAGAUUGGCUUCUUGUUUGCCCUCCAAGACCUGCCAUCAAAUAGAUGAUGAUAUGUCUCAGGGACCCUCCUCACCUUCUAUCCAAAGGGACGCUGCAUUAAAGGGAGCAAAGUUGCAGCCUGAGAAAGACUCUGCCUCUGUGGCCUUGAAGACCAAAGGACUGCCGCUUCACCCUAAAACUGCAGAGCAGCUUUUGCCAGCCCUUAAACUCCCCGGGGCUCUUAAGGUGAAGCUGGCCAAAUCAGAUGACAGGAAAACAGGCAGUACCUCAGAGGGUCUCCAUCACUGUAAGAAAUCUAUGGUCCACAUCAAAUUCCAGAACGCCCUUCGAGAUAUCCAGGGGCCACCAGCCCCAAAAGCUGCCCGCAAGAAGAGGAGAAAGCAGCCUUCAGUGCUCCUGAAGAGGUUCAGGCACCGGGCGCCGGGUGGUACGAAGGCCUACGCUUUGCCCCCUCAGUAUCCGGACCUUGUUGGCAAGCGGAUCAGGCACUUGUACGAGGAGAAGGACAAGACAGAAGCGUGGUACCCAGGAUUGGUGCUGCGGAUUCACAAAUACCACAGGAACCCUCUGAAGACAGUUUUCGCGGUGCAAUAUGACAGUGAGCCUGAUUGGCAAUAUUACCUCGAGAUUUUGCAGGACUAUAAGAAAGGCUGGUUGGAGGUGGAUGAGUGAGUGAGUGAGUGAGUGAGUGUGUGUGUGUGUUUGGUGUGGGUGGGGAGAGUGAGAUAAUGUCCAAUUGGGUCAUCCUGCUGGCAGAUUGGAACCCCAUUAGCAAGGUGCCUGAAAGCAUAGCUAUGUUCCAUGGUCCUGGGCAUCUCCCAGGCCUAAUCUCCAUGCAUUUUGAAGAGGCUGAUGAGGACUCUCUCCAGAUGUUCCUCUGGUGGCGUGGAGCCCGCCAAAUGCCACAGGGCUCCACAUGUCUUCAGGAAACCUUGGCAUGUUGCGGUAGUUUGUGGUGGCAGCCAUGUCAAAGGAGGAACAUGGGAACAGGACCUAGAGUUCACAAGAUGGCUUCUGUGCUCUUCCUCCCAGCACCAAAGCACACUGCGCUUGCUGCUGAAUGAGGCAGCUGGCUACUGGUCUUUUAAAACUCCUCCGUUCAGGGUUGAGGUCCAGGUUUGAGGAUGCCCUUGGUCUGUUUCCCACUGGUGGGCCUCCUCUUGUGUUGGUGGGCACCGGCAAGUAUAGCUGGCCGCUGUGACAGACAGCUGUCACCCUUUAAAUUUCCCACAGUGCUCCAAAGUGACAGCAGGUCAGGGGCAUUGUGGGAAAGGAAAAGCUGCCUGGCACUGCUCAGAGGGCCAGUGAGAAAAAAGGAGGGGUGGAUCCCUGGAUCCCUUGCAAACCACGAGACUUCCAUAUAUUCUGAGAUGAUCCAGACACAAUUCUUAAGCAAUUGCCAGUUUGGGUGCUGGAGAGAAAAGAUUUUGCUUGGCAGUUUGUAGUUCAUUCUCCUUCCUGCUGCCUCCACACCCAUGACAAAAAGAGAGAAUCCAGCAUUACUGGUCCAGGGACAUCAGAGGGCAAUGAACUUCAUCUGUGACCACUGGCCCUAUUUGCUCACCCUGGUGAACAAUAGCUAAUAGUUCAUUGUGAACACAUUGAUUUUAGCUGCUCUGCUACCCCUUGCCGUUGCAAGGAGAGAAACAAACCAUGAUCCCUGGCUCAGUAUUCUUGCCAACUAAGUCAGAGUAGAUCCAUUGAAAUAAAUGGACUUAAGUCCAUUAAUUUCAGCGGGUUGGCUUUGAAUUGGACUAGCACUGGAUCCAAGCCCAUGUCCACGUCAAGAACCAUGGUUUGUUUUGUUCAAAAACCAACCAACCAUGGUUAGCACCUGAGGUUUGUUCAUGGCUUACCUCUUGGGGGUUUGCUUGAGUGUAAAAAAGGCCGCUAUUCCAUAGUUCAAGACAUAAUGCUAUGCCCAGAAUCAUCAGUUUGUUUCUCCCAAUGGGGUGGAAGAAAGCAGCCCAGAUCAUCACGUUCGCAGUAAAAGCCAUUCACCUUGGUUUGCCACAAAGUGUGGAUUGGGCCUGCAGUUCGGUUGAUUUGCUUGUUGAAGCAGCAGGCAAGACUGGUGGGUGGGUGGGUGGAAGAGAGGAACGGAUCCUUUCAGCAUGGAGGCAGGAGCUGUUGCUGUACUAGCAGCUGCUGCUUCUUCCUGCUUUCUUGAGGCCUCCAAAAAGAGAUGAGCAGCACCUUUCGGGAGUCCUGCCUCUCCCACUGGCAUUGCAGAAAGGGCUGCAUUUCAUGGGUUUCCUUUUCCUGUAGAUGAAUUUCACUCAUGGGAGAUGCCAUGCAACCUACCCGACUGGGGUUCUUUUUCUUUUUUUGAUGCCUUUCUUGCCAAAUUCACUUGCUCAAACCAUGCAGGUGAGGUGGAAGCACAGUUUUCUGAGUUACUGAAUACGCCUUCCAUACAACAAUACGUAAGGAUGCAAAGUAUCACUGCACAUAGAAAGCUAGCAAUCCAUGGUUCUAUUUCCCCCUGAUGAGCUACUUUUCUAAGUGCAGCAGGUUUUCCUUUAUGUUUUUGAGGCUGGAGAUUUGUGAAGCAUUCAGUCUUGGUGGCCUCCACCCGUCACCAUCAGAAGAGAAUCAGCCUGGAAAUAACUUUACCAUUUCACCUGCUUUCUGUUGAUAACAAUGACCCAUCCUUAAUUCUAAUGGGGACCAUUUGAUACAUUUCUUUUUUUAAAAAAAACAACCAGUUUCCUUCCUGUGUGUGUAUUUAAAAAAAGAGAAGACAGGUUUGAAAAGUCCUGAUUUCUCCAUAACGUCAGUGGACACAUGGCGCCUGUACUUAAAUGUUUGGUUUUUUUGUGGCUUAAACUAUCACAUUUUAGAAAUGUGACAGCUUGGCCUUUAUAAGGAGUUGCUGCUGCCUUCAGAUCUAUGUUUUUUUUUAUUAAAGGCUUCAAAUUUGGUACUUUAUUUUUGUGCAAGUUUUCAAAGCAGUUCUUGGUACUGUUUGUGGACUUAAGAUCAUUUUUUUUUUAAGAAGCUCUUGUGUAUAUUAAAGGGAAUCGGAAAGGAAAGUAUGAAUGACAGAUUAGCUCUGUCAUGUGCGAAUCGUCCAAGACACCUGAAGAUGUGUUUGUGCUGGUGGCAAAAUUACUGUUCUGAAAAAGAGACGUGAGGCAGUAAUGGAAGAUAGUUUUAAGGCAGGACUGUGGUGCUGCCCAGAUGUUCUUGGGCUGCAAUUCCUAUCCGUUCCUGACCAUUGGCCAUUCUAUGAGAGUUGGGUGUCUAACAGCAGUUGGCCCUCCCUGCCACACAUUGAAACUUUCAGCGGACUGGAAGGCUUUGGAUAUGACAAAGUCCCUUUCCAGCCAGCUCCGGACAGAAUUCAGAGACUAGAUGUGUGUACAGAACACAGCACCGCAAGCUGGGUCACAGAGGAAGUGAUUUAUCUUAAGCAAAUCUUAGGCGAGGGAUGCAUUGCGACGCCCCUUGUGCUCAUGUGAUAGUAUCUAGAGGCAGCACCGCUUGCCAUUUUCUCCUUGUUAUUUUUGCUGUUAUUUUUGUUGUUAAUAUUAUUAUUUCCGUGGUGCACUGAGUAUGCAGAUCGGUUUGGAAAGGGGAGGGGGAAAGCCUGCUAUUUCCCCAUCUUGCAGUCCUGCCAGACAAUUUAAAAAGGGGUCUUUUCUCCACUUCAUUUAAGUACUGUGCAACCAUUUGGAAACAAGUGUUUGAUACUGUAUAUUUUGUACAGAGUUCCAAUGAGAGCACCUUGGCCUUUUUAUUUAAAUAAAAAAAGUUUUGUAAGGAUACAAUUUCUAAGAGGUGCUUCACCAAGAUUAAAAUGUCUGUUUUGGAACUGGUGUGUUGCUGUCUUCUCUUUGUGUGUUCAUUCAUCAUUCUGUUUAAUAGCAGACCUGGGAGACCUGUCAUUUUUGGAAGUGCAAUGGAACCACCCGAAAAUACAGCAGUGCUUUCAAUGCACAUCAGUGACUCUCUAGUCUAGUGCAAGUCUACACAUAUUUUUUUUUAAUCCCCCAAAAGGCCUGUCAAGAACUUGAAUGCUUCCAGGACAAAUAGAACAUUGGAGAGUCCAUUGGCUGGUGCCAAACUGGGUCUUUGACCUGGGUGAAAUAAAGCCCUAUAGUUUCUCAAUUUCUAGGAUUUAGGGGGUGGGUCCCCCAAAACAUAUAACAUUAUGAAUAAAAAGAACACAACUGGUCCGUCUAGAACAGGCUUCCCCAAACUUGGGUCUCCAGCUAGACUACAAUUCCCAUCAUCCCUGACCACUGGUCCUGCUAGCUAGGGAUAAUGGGAAUUGUAGUCCAGCUGUUUUGUUGGAGACCCAAGUUUGGGAAACCCUGCUCUAGAAAUCCAUGGAAAACUGGCAGGUAAGGCAGGGGAAGGAGAGCUUUUUCAGCCCAAAGACUGAACCCCCUUGCAGAAACACUUAUAAAUGUGUGCGUUGGGGAGGGGGCAAGAAACAAUAGUGGGUGGAGGAAGUUGGCCUGGGAGACCUGGGUUCAUAUCCCCACUGAGCCAUGAAGCUCACUACUUGACCUAAAAUGCGAACUAUGUACAGCACCUUGAGCUCCUUUGGAGGAAAGGAGGGAUAGAAAUGCAACAAACAAACAAACAAAACACUGCUUUUUACUCUGUUUUACUGUUACUUAUGUGGGACGCAGGUGGCGCUGUGGGUUAAACCACAGAGCCUAGGACUUGCCGAUCAGAAGGUUGGCGGUUCGAAUCCCCGCGAUGGGGUGAGCUCCCGUUGCUCGGUCUCUGCUCCUGCCAACCUAGCAGUUCGAAAGCACGUCAAAGUGCAAGUAGAUAAAUAGGUACUGCUCUGGCGGGAAGGUAAGCUGUGUUUCCGUGCGCUGCUCUGGUUCGCCAGAAGCGGCUUAGUCAUGCUGGCCACAUGAUCCGGAAGCUGUACGCCGGCUCCCUCGGCCAGUAAAGCGAGAUGAGCGCCACAACCCCAGAGCCGGUCACGACUGGACCUAAUGGUCAGGGGUCCCUUUACCUUUACUGUUACUUAUAUACAUAACCAACCUGUUAAAAACAAAACCAGUAUGCUAAAAGAAAAGUUUUUCAACACUAUACCCUUCCUGCAGGACAGAAACAAAACGUUUGCAGAAAACAAGUCUCGCAUGAGGAACGGGCAAUGCAAUAAAAUGAUAGCACCAUUCACAUUUGAUGUAUAUAACAGCCAGGGGAAGGAUCCCAUUGGCAGGUCUUGGCACCUCUGGAAACACAUUCCUAAAGGGAAGGCGGACCCAUGUUUAAAAUGGACUUUGGUCUUUUUUUUUAGCUUUGUUUGGUUGGGGAUUUCCCCCUCUUUGUUGUCUUGGCAGAUUGGGGAUAAGGUAGCUUCCAGUGUCACUAAGAGAAUACAUUUGCAAAGAGUUUGCAGAGUCACACCAGUUAUAAAAUCCACCUUCAUUAGGGCAACCAAAACAGUGACAACGUAAGUGUGUACACAUUCAGAUUUUCUUCUCUUUUUAAAUUUUUUAUUUAGUUUUUCAGAUUUUAGAAAUUUACAAACCAUUAUCCAAUAACCAACAUAAAAAGAGAAUUUCAAAGACUCUCCUGAACUUCCCUCCUCCCCUUUGUGGGUCCCUAUAUUAACCUUUUCCUCCUGCAUCUUGUCUAUUAAUCCAAAUCUACACACUGUAUAAUGACCAAAACUCAACAUUAAACUACAAGUGUUAUUCCAAUUCCAGUCCUACUACUACUAAUUUUAAUUGUUUACAAUGGUUUUUAAAGGUGUUAUAUACUUUCCCCAUUCCAUAUUAACAUUUUGGUCUUCCCGAUUUCUGAUUCUUCUGGUCAUUUUUGCCAUUUCCGCAAAGUCCAUCAACUUAAUUUGCCAUUCUUCUAUGGUAGGGACUCUCUCUUCUUUCCAUUUCUGGGCUAUUAACAUCCGGGCACCUUCAUGGUAAAAGUUUGGGGAUAUGGGUGGCAAACAAUACAAAGGGUUGGGCGAGGGGUGGUGGUGGUGGGAUGGCUGAUAUUGGAGCCAUAGAGCAGGGGUCAGCAACCUUUUUCAGCAGGGGACCGGUCCACUGUCCCUCAGACCUUGUGGGGGGCUGGACUGUAUUUUCUUUGGGGGGAAAGAACGAAUUCCUAUGCCCCACAAAUAACCCAGAGAUGCAUUCUAAAUAAAAGAACACCUUCUACUCAUGUAAAAACACUCUGAUACCUGAACCGUCCAAGGGCCAGAAUGAGAAGGUGAUCUGGCCCCCAGGCCUUAAUUUGCCUACCCAUGCCAUAGAGGGAAUUUGCAUUCAGACACAGUCUUAAGGUGGAAUGCAGUGUGUGUGUGUGUGUGCGUGCAAGCAAGCAAAACACCUCACAGAGCUUCAUUAAACUUGACAUUGUCCGCCACUCCAUUUUUGUUGUCUGUCUUGUCCAAAGAAGCAUUCAGUAAAACUAAAAAGCUUGCACAUUUUAUUUUGUAACAGCUUGGUUUGGAAUUCGGAAUUUUUCUACAUGGGCUGACACAGCUACAGUUGCUUUUGGGUGACAAAAACCAGAAGCAACCAUACUGGUCUGGGGGCAAAACACACUCUAUAAUAAAAUUUACAAACAGGGUCUCUUCCAUACCUAGUGUGAGAGCCAGUGUGGUGUAGCACUUAGUGUGUUGGAUCGGGAACCCGGGAGACCAGGGUUCAAAUCCCCCACUCAGCCGUGAAACUCACUAGGUGACCUUGGCCCAGUCACGUCUUUCAGUCUAACCCACCUCGCAUGGUUGCUGUGAAGAUAAAAUGAAGAGGAAGAGAACCAUGUUUGCCACCUUCGGUCCCUUGAAGGAAAGGUGGGAUAUAAAUGCAACAAAAAUAGAUACAAAUUAUUAAGCAACAUAUUAUAAAUACAAAACAAUGCAAGAUACAAUGACAAUGUGAUCGACAUUCAACUUUACAACUUUGUAACAGGCUCCUUAACUUGCUAUAACAAGUAUGUCAUUUACUGCUCUGGAAUAGCUUAAAGGUAAAGGGACCCCUGACCAUUAAGUCCAGUCAUGACCGACUCUGGGCUUGUGACACUCAUUUCACUUUAUUGGCCGAGGGAGCCGGCGUACAGCUUCUGGGUCAUGUGGCCAGCAUGACUAAGCCGCUUCUGGCGAACCAGAGCAGCGCAUGGAAACGCCGUUUACCUUCCCGCCAGAGCGGUACCUAUUUAUCUACUUGCACUUUGACAUGCUUUCGAACUGCUAGGUUGGCAGGAGCAGGGACCGAGCAACGGGAGCUCACCCCUUCGCAGGGAUUCAAACCGCCGAUCUUCUGAUCGGCAAGCCCUAGGCUCUGUGGUUUAACCCACAGCGCCACCCGCUUAGUUGGUGGGGAAAAGAUUCUUGCAUUGCGGGGGGGUUGGACUAGAAUCCUAGUGGUCGCUUUCAACACUAUGAUUCUGUUUACCCAGCUUUUGGUAAACGUGUAAAAUGAUUAUAACAUUCCAACACAGAUUUUUUUUGUGGGGGGCAUUCUGACUUUUUCUCCGAAACUUUAGUUUUUGAUUAAAAAACAUACUCAAUACCAGAAUUAUAUUUUUUUUUUGGAAUGUGUUCAAGACUAGGAUUUUUAAAAAUGUGGCAAACUGCUUAGAUAUUGUUGCUAAAAGUGGCCCGCAAACUGUUGUUAUCAAGUAAAAUAUUCAUUUGUGAAAGAAGUUAUUUUACUUAUUAAAAAAUCCGUGUAUACUACUCACUGACAGAAAAUAUCAAGAUGGUGUACAUCAGCAUAUACAUAUAAAAUGAGAUAAACAUAUUUUUCUCCAGUGCAACCUUCCCUUUCUUUUGGAUUUAACACCCCGGAAUGUCUGGCAAGGAAGAAAGCUAGCUUGACUUGGUAAAAUAUGCUGAAAGACACGAUGUUAUUGUUGCAUCCAAAUAGCUGACAGCCUUUUUCUCUUUGUCUUGCAGUUUCCCCCAUAAAAGACCUGUAGCAAUGACUUUCCUUAAGGCUAUGGACUCUGGAAUCCCUCCUUGAGGCUGCUCUUUUAACAGGAGUGCCAUUUGCAGCAAUUGGCAGGUGAUCUGCAUUUUUUAUUCGGCUCCAUAUUUCACCUCUAAACAUCACAUUUUACUUAAAGGCACAGGAGCCAUAUCCUACAGGAACCCACAGGUCUCCCAACCAGGUUUGCUCAAUAGAAGUCCUAAGAGGAAAUGUGUGGCAAAGUCUACUCCAAACAUCUGAAGGGCACUGGGUCAGAAAAGUCUGUGGUUAGCAAGUUAGAUCUGGUAGAUCCUCACUCGACUAUGAAGCUCAUUGGCUGACAUUGGGCUAGUUAUUCUCUCUCAGAGUAACCGACCACAUAGGGUUGUUGUGGGGGGAAUGAAAUUAAAGCCCUUGGUGCAAGAGCAAGAUAAAAUUGCAAUUAAUACCAAUAAUCCAUCUCCUUGGCUGAUUUAAUUAUUUGUGAAAGUACUCUGCAAUAGGCAUCGAGGAAGCCCACAGAGAAGUCAGUGCUUGCUCCUGCUGCUUAAAAACACAGCAGCAAGAGCAAGCAGGUUUUUAAAAAACCCAGAAGCAUUUUUACUUGGUAUUAUAGGUCAGGACAUUAAUAGGCGAGAUGUUAAAUUAUUUUUAUAUGCAAUAACUGCGGCAAGAGUAUUGUUAGCCCAGAAAUGGAAACAAGAAGAAAUUCCGACAAAAGAAGAAUGGCAGGCGAAAUUAAUGGACUAUGCAGAAUUGGACAAAAUGACAGGAAGGAUUCAAAACCUGCAGGACCAGAGAUUUACAGAAGAUUGGAAGAAGUAUAUGAAUUAUUUGAAGAGCAACUGUAAUCAGCAAAUUACACUAGAAGGACUACAAGAAGUUUUGUAAGGAGAAAUAUACGAAGUGUUACAAAGUAGAAAAAGAUAGAGAUAUUGGUUAUGAGUUUGAAAUGUAAUAGGGAAGAUAAGAAAUGCAUACUGAGAGAUUAGAUUGGAAAAUUUUCAGACAGGAUUGAUGGAAGUCAAAAAUUUGAAUAAGAUGUAAAAGUAUGUUUAAUUACUGUUGAAAAUGACAUGUUAAAAAAACUAAUAAAAAUUAUAUUAAAAAAACCAGCAAAAAACACAGCAGCACAAAAGUUGGCAACACUGUACUGUUUUUACUUUUACACAUAUGUUCUGUUACAGUGUCGCUGUUGUGAUGGUUUUGCAACCCGCAUGUUGCUUUUCAGUACCAAAGUUUCAAGGCGGUUUACAGCAGCUUUUUUUGGAAGACUGGAGCACACCAAAACGUGCCUGGCUCCUCUUCCUCCUCAUGAGUAAAACCUGCUCAGACAGCCGGGGAGGCGUCAACACCAGAAAGAAAAAAAAAAAGACGACCCGCCGGGUGGCCGCGAUUGUUUUGCAAAACCUCUGUUGAGAUGGGGCCACCUUUGGCUUGGAGGCGAUUAUCUCCUGCAAAAAGGUGUUAAUUGGGCUUGCAACCUGAAGCAGGCAUUGGGUUUCUGGGAAAUCUCAGUCUCCGCCCCUCAAGGGGCAAAUGCAAUAACAGGAGGCGCGGAGGAGCAGGCUGGGGUGCAAGUCUUCGUUUCUGUGCUUAGAUUAGUUCCUUGCAGGUAAGAAAACGGCGGCGGUGUUUUCUGUAAAAUGGGUCCAGCGUAGCGAGCAGGCGACCUGAUUUGCUCUAGCCCUGUUUCAAGAACUCUCUCUUCCCAAUCUGCUCCCCCUUCUAAUAAUUAUAAUAAAUGAAGGACGAUGAUGGUCUGCAGUUUAAUGCUGUGCUGUCGUUGGAGCAGUAUUGAACUGGGCUGAAUUGCCCGUAUCUUUUUAACGGGGGUGGGGUGGGGUGGGUGGUGGUAGAGGAAUAUUCUAAGUCAGUGAACAAGCUGGCAAAUGCAAACUCCUAGGUUUGAUCUUUUUGCAGUCCAUGGGACUCUCAAGAGUCUCCUCCAGCACCAUACUUUGUCCAUGGAGUUUUCUUGGCAGGGAUACUGGAGUGGCUUGCUGAUUCCUGCUCCAGGUGGAUAAUGUUUGGUCAAAACUCUCCACUAUGACCUGUCCAUCUUGGGUGGCCCUGCAGGGCAUAGCUCAUAGCUUCUCUGAGUUAUUCAAGCCCCUUUGCCACGGCAAGGCAGUGAUCCAUGAAGAGAAGACUGGAGCACACCAAAACAUACCUGGCUCCUCCUCCAUUAAAGUUUAGGGCUCUGCACUUGCCUUGCAAUUGUUGUAGAAAAAUUUGGGGUUGGCUUUUGCAGGGCAGGCCUUUGUUCUUUUCUCUCCUGUCGAAAAAAAAGGGGGGGGGGACGGAACUCUGUUGCAACAGGAAAAUAAAGAUCUUCCUGGCUUUCCUUCUGCUGGUUCCUGCCUCCAUCUAUUCUUUAACCCAUCACAGACUUAGGGGACUCCGAGUCCCUUGGGGAGUUGGGCAGCAAAAGCCAACCUCAGUUGUUUCUAUAACAAUUCCUAGGGACAAUGAAUGCCAAGCUUCGAAAGCCUUAAUGGGUCUCCCGCUCCCCAUCUCUUCACCUUCUUCCUUCUAGCCAACAUUUGUUUGCUAUUGGUUGGUUUGUGAGCCACAAUGUUCUAACUUGGAGGCGAUAUCUAAAUCCAUUUGGACUACAACUGCCAUCAGCUUCUGUUGCCAGGAUUAGUGGUCGGGGAUGAUGGGGUUUGCAGGAGGGCACCAUGUUGGCCACCCCUGGGCCUGAGAUAUGUUGGGCUCCCGGCAUCCUUGACCAUUGUUCUUGCUGAUGGCAGGAUCUGGUAACAUCUAGAGGGCAAGGGUUGUGGCUGGCCUGCCACAAGGAGCUUUAAGGCUGCAUGCAGCCUGUGUGUGAAACAGAGAAGGAAGCCAGCUAGCCAGAAUUGAUGGGGAAUUCGAAUGAGGGCAACACACACACACACACACACACACACACACACACACACAUGCGAGUGUGAAGGCAAUUCCUCACAUAAGCAAAAUGGGGGACCAGGUCCUCUUUGGUUCUUGAGCCUGAUAUUUGCACAGACUUUGUACUAUCCCGUAAAUUGGUGCAUGGACUGUACCAGCUUAAGUCUGUAUUUGCAUGAUUUGGUGUGCUUGUAUGCAGGGCUGGAUUAACCAGUAAGUGAAAUAAACACAUGGUUAGGGCAUCAAGGGAAGGGGGGCACUCCAGAAAUUUUCCAUUGCCAGAUUUACCACUAGUCCUGUUAGCUAGGGAUCAUGGGAGCUGUAGUCUCAAAACAUCUGUAGGGCUGAGUUUGCCUAUUCCUGAUUAAGGGCCUCUAAAGGUCUUCAUCCAGCCCUGCCUGUAUGCCCUAAAUAAAUUCUGCCAGGGGUGAGCCCUAAUCUAGCCUUUUGCCUUCCUAUGUGUAGGGAGUCUUCUCUCCCCCCCCACCACCCCAAUUUUGUCAGUCUGCAGGGUGCUUCCAAGGCAGCAAAGGCAGAGCCACAUCAAAUAGUGCUUUAGUAUUUGUAUUGCACUUAUUCAAGUUUCUGAAAGUGCCACACAAGCUUUGUUCUGGCUGCCAUCCUGCCAACAACUUUAAUGAUUAUCCUUCUCCUGACUCCAUAUUGUAGAUGGAGGGAUCUCAGGCUGAGAGCAGCUUUCUUCAAAGAGCUCCUGGUGGACAGCAGAUUUGAGCCAGGGAAUUCUGAUUCUUAGGUCAGGCGUUUUAUUCAUUAAAAAAACAAAAUUUAAUUUUCCAAAAUUUGACAUUUACAAUAGUCAAACAACCAAAACAAAAAGAGAAUUCAAUAAAUUCCUAUGGACUUCCCGCCUCCCUUUUGUGGAUUCUUAUGUUAACCCCCCCCCAUUUUCUCUAUUAAUCCAAUUCUAUUAAAUCUCUAUUAUAACCAUAGCACAACGUUCAACUCAAAGUAUCAUUCCAAUACUACUGAUAAUUUCAAUUGUUUACCAUGAUUUUUAAGAUAAAUUAUGUAUUUUCCCCAUUCCUUAUUAAAAUUUUGGUCUUUCUGAUUCCUAAUUCUUCCAGUCAUUUUUGUUAUUUGGCAUAGUCCAUCAAUUUAAUCUCCCAUUCUUCUCUGGUAGGGGCUCUGUUUAGCCUGGGCAGCUGCGGGCACAUACGUCUCUUCUGGUUCCUUGGUAUUUUGGUACCUAGAAUUCUUAGAAGAAAAGCUUCAGAUUUUUUUUUUUUUAAAGAAAAAGUUAUUUUAAACAUUUUUUUCCAGUUCAUCAUUAUCAUCUCCCAAAAUUCUUUUACUACCUUACAAGUCCACCACUUGUGGUAAAAGGUGCCUUUUUUUCUUCUUACAUUCCCAGCAUGUAUUUGACCUUGCUUUAUACAUUUUAGCUAAUUUGCUAGGGGUUAAAUAUGAGCGAUACAUCAUUCUUAUAUAAUUUUCUUUCAGAGUAUAACAUACAGUGAUACCUCGGGUUAAGUACUUAAUUUGUUCCGGAGGUCUGUUCUUAACCUGAAACUGUUCUUAACCUGAAGCAUCACUUUAGCUAAUGGGGACUCCUGCUGCCGCCGCACCGCCGGAGCAUGAUUUCUGUUCUCAUCCUGAAGCAAAGUUCUUAACCUGGGGUACUAUUUCUGGGUUAGCAGAGUCUGUAACCUGAAGCGUAUGUAACCUGAAGUGUAUGUAACCCGAGGUACCACUGUACUGUAAACUUUAAAUUCCAGUUCCAUAACUUCUCCCAUGCUGCAAGUUGUAUAUUAUGUCCAAAGUCCCUUGCCCAGUGUAUCAUAACUGAUUUGACCUGUUCGACUUUCGCAUGCCAUUCUAAUACUAAUUUAUACAUUUUAGAAAGCAAUUUAGUCCUAUUCUCUAACCGCUCUUUUUCAAAUUUAGAGGUUUCAUUAGAAAAGCCUUUAUUUUUGUCCAUCUUAAAGAUAUCAUUAAGCUGAUGGUAUUGUAACCGAUAAGUUAAUAGUCCUCUUAUAUCUUCAAACCUCUUUAAUUUUAAUUCAUGUUCUACUUCCAUUAAUAAUUCUUUAUCAGUUGCCCAGUCAGUUCUCUCUCUCUUUUAAGGGAGAUAUCACCUCCAGUGGGGAAAGCCACCAUGUUUUAAUAAGGUUAGGUGUUUUAAACAGUGCAUCAUGUCAGCUUUUCAUUAGGUAGCUAACUAGAAAUGGCUGGCAUCCAUUUGCCUCAUCUUCAAAUAGUGUGAUUAAUAAAGCAUGAUUUGGUGCCAAUGCCAUUAGCGCAUGUAGAAUGGAGGUAGUCUGAUGGGGAACUAUGGUCUUGCAGAGAGUUAAUCCCUCUCAUUGAGGGAUGUUUAGAGCAGGGGUCAGCAAACCUUUUCCGCAGGGGGCCGGUCCACUGUCCCUCAGACCUUAUGGAGGGCCAGACUACCUACCUACCUACCUACCUACCUACCUACCUACCUACCUAUCAUCUAUCUAUCUAUCGUGGUACCUCGGGUUAAGUACUUAAUUCGUUCCGGAGGUACAUUCUUAUCCUGAAACUGUUCUUAACCUGAAGACCACUUUAGCUAAUGGGGCUUCCUGCUUCUGCCGCACCACUAGAGCACAAUUUCUGUUCUCAUCCUGAAGCAAAGUUCUUAACCUGAAGCAUUAUUUCUGGGUUAGCGGAGUCUGUAACCUGAAGCGUAUGUAACCUGAAGCGUAUGUAACCUGAGGUACCACUGUAUCUCUCUAUCUCUCUAUCUAUCUAUCCGAAUUCCUAUGCACACUGUGAGAGGGGCAAGUAGUCCUCCUCCCCACCCCUGCCCCGGCCCUCUUCUCGGUUUCCUGCCAGCCUCAUUCGCCGAAGGGCUGGUGGCAGUGGCACGAAACGGGCUUCCUCCCCGCCUAGAGGAAGAAAGUGCGGUGCUUACCUUCCCAGGGGCUGCUGCCGCCACCACUGCUGCUGCUGCUUCUUCUCAUGAAGCGGGUAGACAAAGUGAGCUUGUCUGCUCUGCUUUGUGGCCCACAGGAGCACCAGGGUGGCGAUGGCGAUGGGAGGAAGAGGCCGAGUGGCGGUGGCUCUGCCAGUCAAACGCCAUGCCUGGUUUACCUCAGCUCAGCACGGGGAUGUCUCUGCCAAUCAAAUGCCGCUGAGGUAAACCAGGCACGGCGUUUGAUUGGCAGAGCCUCCGCCGCUUGGCCUCUUCUUCCAGUUGCCAUCGCCGGGAGUCUCGGCUUCCCGAUGGGUUCUAGCUUUGUGGUGCGGGCCAGAUUUAGGACCCAGGUGGGCCUGAUCCUGCCCGGGGACCAUAGUUUGCCGACCCCUGGUUUAGAGUAAAUAGUAGCUGAAGCCCCACCCUACAACUUGAAUGGCUUGCUCAUGGUUGCAUGUGGGCAAGCCCUCAGAAUGCAAGUCUAGAACGGUGUUUCCCAAACUUGGGUCUUCAGCUGUUUUUGGACUACAACUCCCAUCAUCCCUAGCUAGCAGGACCAGUGGUCAGGGAUGAUGGGAAUUGUAGUCCCCAAACAGCUGGAGACCCAAGUUUGGGAAACGGGGGUCUAGAAGAACUUGAGGAGGUAGUUGUAAUAUCUUGUGAUGAGGAAGAACUGUUCCUUGAAGCCUAGUUGUAUCUUAAGCAGUGGGGGAAGCUCAGGACCCAAUCCGUUGGCCUGCAUUGUUGUUUCCAGUCCCCUCGGGCAGCCCCUUCCCCUAAGUACACCUCAGUUGCUUUGAAGAGGUCCUUUGCCUCUGGGUCUUGGUGUGAGCAGCAGGGCAUAAGCUGAGGGGCAGCCUUCCCCUGCCAACCCCAGUGCCCUCGAGAUCGUUUGGAUGACAACCAAUGGCAGCUGUCAUCCAAAACAUCUGGGGGGCACUAGGGUUGGGGGAAAAGCUGCUUAAAGGGGAGCUGGGUGUCCUGCACAGAGUCAGAUCAUCCAUCCAUCUCACUUAGCAUGAUCUAUACCAUCUGACAGCAGCUCUCUGGGAUUUCAGAUGGGGGUCUCUCCUAGCCCUACCUGCAAUGCUGGGGAAUGAACCUUCUUCAUGCAAAGUAGAUGCUCUACCACCCGUUCCCCAAGUGUGCUAUGGCCUUGGCUGUCACUUCAUGUUUGUGGGUGUGCAAUUUAGAUUGGGGAAAACUAGGCGGGUCCCAUUUGGUCAGGGGUGGGGAACUUGUGGCUCUCCAGAUGUUGUUGGGUUGCAGCUCCCAUCUUCCCUGAUCGCUGGCCAUGCUGGCUGGGAUUGGUGGGAGUCCAGCAAAAUCUGGAGGGCCAGAGGGAGCUGGCUUAUUCCAACCUUGCACUUAAGUACGUGCUUAGUUGCAAUGGGUGACCAGGAAUUGCAUGUAGGCGAGUGAGCAGGCUGGCACAGCAUGGAUGGAGCAUUGCAUCCAUCCUCUAUGCUUGGCAUAGAAAUCAAAUGGGCUUCUAGAAGAGGGAAGUCCUCUCUUCUGUUCAGACUAGUAUUUUUUUACCUAUCCUGCCUUUCUUCCAAGGAGCCCAAGGUGGCAUAUAUGUGGAUCUCCCUCCACUCCCCAUUUUAGCAUCACAACCCCUGGGAGGUAAGUUGGACUGGGAGACAGUGACUGGUUUGAGGUCACCUAGUGAGCUUCAUGAUUGAGUGGGGGUUUGAACCGUUGUCUCCUAGGUUCUAAUCCAGUGCUCUAACCCAGGAUUUCCAAAACUUGGAUCUCUUAGCUCUUUUUGGACUACAAUUUCCAUCAUCCCUGACCACUGGUCUUGGUGGCUAGGGAUGAUUGGAGUUGAGUUUCCAGCUGUUUUUGAACUACAAGUUUGGGAAACCCUACUCUAACCACUGCUCCAUACUGGCUUUUAUGAGUGGGCAGGGCUGGUGUCCUGAUCCCUUGGCCCAUUCACACAAUUUACCCCAUAUUCUAAAAUGAUGGGGAAUAUGCUUUUAAAAUCCAUUUUAAUGAGCCUUUUUUCCAUGGAGCACAGGUGUUGCUCCCAUCCAAAGUAAGGUGCAUGGUCAACAGAGAGACUUUUCAGUGAUGGCACCCAUCUGCAGAAUCCCUUGCAUGGGUGGUGCUGUUCUGGCUACAUAAUGUGGAUCCUUAUUAGCUUAUAGGAUUUAUAAUUUAGGAGAACUACUGUUCUCAUACUUUUAUUUCUGUUUAAAUAAAUCAUUUCUUCCUUCCAGUUCACAGCCAAGCAACCAUGAUGGGGUUUUUUAUGAUAAGUCAAACAACAGGACCACCUGGUGGCAAACUGGCCCCUUCUGGAAGCUCAAGUAAAGCCAGGAGAACAUCCUCAUGCUUUAAUUUGGGUUUGGCAACAACUGCCCAAAGACAGACAUGGCAAACUGUCUUGUCCAUCAUUCCUCUUCUUUUUGCCAGCACUGCUGCUUAUAACGAAAGCUAUUUAGCUGUGACUUACCAGACUCCACCUGGCACAAAACCAGGGUCUUCAGAUUCCUUGCCUUUCCAGAACGUUACUGAUGGGCAGCAGUUGACUAGGCAAGACUUGCAAAAUUGGUCUGACAGUGGCCGACCACGUUUUCCUGCUACAGGGAGAGAUCUGUAUACUGCAAACUUAUCAGCCAGCACGGCUGGCACUGUUGACUGGUCCUUUGUUGCAAAUACCCAGUGGGAUUCAAGUAAUGUCUCUGGAAAUAUGGAGUUAAACUUUAGUGAGCAAGGACCCCUGAGUGUUGACUCCACUGUCUUGAAGAUGGACGAGAACAGUUCUAAUGUUCUGGACCUUGCAACUUCACUCGUGCCUGAUUCUACAAGCAUUUCUCUUAAGCUUGCUUCUAAAGGUAUUGAGCAGCUAGAAAUUACCACGGCACCUCUGUCUCUCAUAUCACAAGCAGUAGGAACUGAAAAAAUGGAGACUGCUUACACCAUAAGGGUAACUCCUACAUUGUCCCCAAUAUUGCCUCUUCCAGACACGAGCAGCUCCUUGCCGUUGGAUCCAAAUAUAACACACCAGUUUGCACCUGCUUUCCAAAAUACUGCUGCUGCUACUGAUCAGCCAACUGCUGCUGACACUGUGGUCUUAACUUCAAGAAACCCAAUUGCUCUGGAGCACAUCACCAGGGAUGUGCAGGGCCUACAUGAAACGUUGUCUUCAACUGAAAUGGUCUACAAAACCAGUAUAAGUAGGAUAAUGUCUGAGUAUGUUGGCACAGCUACUUCUACACAUAGUGACUUCCUCAGUGAGCAGUACAGGAAGAAAGAAGGGUCCUACCUAACAUCUGUAGGUUAUGAGACACUGCAUACCACUCAUCAAGAUUCGAUGACCUCUUCUGUUGGAACAACUUCUCCUGGAACCACUAAUAUAAGGAUGAAAUUUCUCCACCCAAGUAGUGGGCAUGCAUCCCAUAGUUCUCUGGCUUCCACGCUGCACACUCCUGCCAAUACCUUGCCUGAUUCUUCUUCACAGUCUUCUGGUGCAAGUUCACAUAAGGCUGACUCUGAGCCGAAUGUUGUGUCCAAUGGCCAGAAACUUGAUACCACUGAAUCAGUGAGUAGAGGGCCCCCCGCAGCUGUCCCUGUAACUUUGUCCCAGUCUUCCCUCUGGCCCUCACUUAGUCAUUCAAAUGAAGCUUUGCCAGCUGUUACUUUCCCCGCUUUUACAACUUUGGCAGGCUUCACAGGCUCUAGAAAGUCCAGAGGGUUUCCCACUCCGCAGCAGCUUGAACUCCUAAGCACUGGCUUUUCUCCACAUAGACCUAUCCCCAUGACUACAGAGUCUCCUUUUGUGUCUUCACUGUCGGCUGCCACUGAUGGAGCCCAUGUCAAUCCAGAGAACUACACUGAGGUACCUCUGAAUUCUGUCUUCCCUUAUUGGGAGGAUAAGGGCACAAUCCCGCCCAGCCAUAGCUUACCAUCUACAGCUGCUCUGACUAGCUCUUCAAGCCAGCCAACCAUGACAGAGUCCACCAUGAACAGGUCCCUGUGGUCCAAAGCUAGAAAUCCUACUUUACCCGUUUCUCAUAGUUUGACAGCAGAGUCUUCUGCUGAUGUGGCUCAUGGCAGUGUUAACAAGCUGGCUUUGGAGACUACUACACAUAUUCCUCAUUCAUCAGCAGAUGGGGAGGCAGCAUUCAGUCUUUCUCUUGCCGCUAUGUCACUCGGCCUUGGCACUCAUGCAGAAAGUGGCCUGUCUGUUGGAUCCCAGAGUUCUCGGAUGAAAGAGCAGGUCACAUCUCUGCUGCCAUCUCCUAGUACUACUGAAGAGGACUCUUUAGCCACUGUUGGAGUGAUAAGCACUUCUGCAGGCGAAGAAGCUAGGCUGGAAUUUAAGGAAGACCCCUCUCCUGUACCACAGGAGCUUAUUGGUUUCAAUGAGGCCUCUACACAUGGCACCAUCUCAAACAGCAAAAGUGGCAUGACCAACUUUGGCAUUAGUUCCCCACCCUGGCAAGCUUCAAGUUCUUCACUUGGCACAUUGCAUGCUGGGGAUGCUGAAACAGGAUAUAAUGUUGGCCCACUGGAAGGUGUAACCAACACUGCUAGUUACAGGGAGCCCCAUAAAAUAACCGCUGCCGCUCAACUGAUGCCUAUGUUCUCCUCGGAGGUCCCACUGAUGGCUUCAGGAGGUACUCCAGCUGAAGACUUGGUCUUUAGCUUAACUUCUGCAGAGUCCCCAGUUCAGCUGACAGAUGAGCACCAUGCUUUGCCCAGGAGGAGGAGUGGAUCGAUGCCAACCCCUUCUCCAAAUUCUACCUCUCUUGCCACGUCGAGGGUUGUGCUGAAGUCCAAGGAGCCUUCUGAGCGAGAGACUCUAACAGUGUCCUCGACCACAAAGAUGGCUAAUGAUUCCACUGUGCACACAUUUACAGCAAGAAGUGACACUAUGCGCCUCUCUAGCCCAUACCUAGAAACAGCAGAGGCUACCUUGCCAAAUAGAGAUGUUUCUGAUGGUACGGUACAUGUUGAUCUCUCUACAGGAGAUGCUACAACUAGGUCUGCAGCAGAAUUUCUCAGUGUGACUUCCCAGGGAUGGAAGCUUGCCAUUCCAAUGUCAUCUCAUGCCACAGCUUCACAUGGAAACAUAACAGAAUCAGGAAGAUUUUUGGUCAUUCCAACCCGUGGGUCUGUAUCUACAAGCUUUAUCUCAAUGGGCUCCUCUAGGAGCAGCAUUCCUGAGUCAAUUUUGAAGAUAAAUGAUGAGGCUACUGAGGGCCCAAUGAGCAGGUGGAAAGAGCAGGGGACACCUACCAACACAAUGCUGCCCGUUGCGUCCAGUGCAGAAGCAUGGACACAUGAUUUGAAAGCCAUCACUUCUUCUCAAACAGCAGCUAACACUACAGAUACAACCACACUUUUGCCUACAAGGGCCUCUGAGGUUGACUUCAAUGUCUCUGCUGUAGCAACUACACUGGGGACCAUACUAGGAUACAAGAUCACAGAUGCCUUUACUGCAGCUGUCCCACAAGUAGUUAGCACAAUGGCUUUGCACAUUGGCAGCUCAGGGUAUGAAAGUUCCACCGCCUCUCAAGGCCCUGCAUAUCUGUCUCUCCCAGAGACCACAUCUACCCAGGCUGUCCCUGUGUCUUCUGUUACAACAGAUCUGCCGACUAGCCCAAGAAUUCUUCCUGGUGAGUUGUCAAGAGCAGCUUGCAGGAAUGCCCCUUGUACAGUGAGCACCAUCCCAGCAUCUUUCACUCCGUCUCAAGGUGCAUCAACUCAGAUUCCCACUACUACCCAAGCACUCACGACUAGAAAGCUUUUAGUUACUCUACUGGGGUCAACAGAUGCCAUGAAGAAUGGGGCCAGUGCAGUUCUUGGCACCAAGAAGACCAGCCCUGAGCAUCUGAUAAGCACAACUACACAAAUGGUGUCUGGAAACCAAGACGGCAACACUCCAAAGCAGCCAGUGUCAAAGUUCGAGGCUCCAGCACUGAGCCAGUUCACCAGGAAGGAGAGUUUGACCUGGAGAACAUCUACGCCACCUGUUCUGGCUGUGCAUAAUCUGCUUUUGCAGUUCCGUCUCAUUGGAAUUGAUUAUGAAGAAUCCUUGCAGAACAAGUCCUCUCAAAGCUACAAGAAGCUGGAGAAAGAAGUAAAGUUGACUGUAAGUAUUCUAGACAAUGGUUUAAAACAAAACAAAACAAAACACCACCACACCUAUUUAACUGACUUUGGAUCAGAUUUUGGUGCAUUUUUGACAUUAUCACUGUGGUAAUCUACCCUUCCACCACUUUGUCCUACAGGUUUGUUGGUGGUGGGCCCUCUACCCAUGGGUGAGGCCAACUCUAGGAAUCCGUACUAUUCUUUUUAUCCCUCUUGAGUCAAUUACUUGCACAAUUGUACAGCAGAUCUGCAACUUACGUGCAUUUAACUUGCGCCCACUCAGCUUUAUGCUCUUGGCAAUUAAUUUUUUUAAAGAGGGCCAGAAAGCCUACUGUACAACUAUAAGAUCUACACUUGUUGCUCUUCUCUCUUUAUGCUCGGGCUCUUCUGAAACUGGCAAGUGGCCCCUGGAAAAUUGCCUAGGAGGGAAUGUCCCCCUUGGACUGAAAAAGGUUCUCCACCCCUGUUGUUAAGGCGAAAACAGCAUCGUUAUGUGUCUGGUCCAAUUUGUCUCUUGCUGUCCAGGAAGAGCAAACAUUGAGCUACAUCCCAUGGCAUCGCCAUCUGCAUGUUUGUUCCGUGGGAACUCUGCAUUCUAAAUGUUCUUCUGGGCAAACAGUCCCUGCACAAAUAAGCAUCUUUGUGUUCUGCUUUCAGUUAAACAAGAUGCUAUCUACCUAUGAGACCUUUCUCCAAGCAAACAUUCUCCGUUUCUUGUAAGUUACUCUUUAUCGACCGCACUGUUGUGUUUCCAGAGAGGAAAAGGUUGGCCUGUUCAGAAAGUACCUGGCUUUCAUUUCUUGAGCAUUAUCACAUAUUGCUUAGCUGUGAACUUAGGAUUCACUUUCAGUGUAGAAAAAGGCCUUUUUUUGAGGUGCACUUCAAGCUGAGAGAGAACUCAUUCAUUCCUCAUCUAUGUUUGUUGGUGCAACUUGACCUACACUCUUUAGCAGGUCUCUGCUAUACAUUUCAAGCCGUAGCCUACCACUUUAAACACUCGCAGCUUCCCACAAAGAAUCCUGGGAAUCCCUUUGUUAAGGGUGCUGUGAGAAGUUCAGAGACCCUCUUCCCCUCAUUGAGCUACAAUUCCAAGAGGUUCCUGGGAAGAGGGCUUGAUUGAUACGCCACUCUAGGAACUGCAACAUGGCGAGGGGAAGAGGGAUCUGCUAACCACUCUCAACGCCCAUAACAAACGACAGUUCCCAGAAUUCUUUGAGGGAGGGGGGAAUCACAACUGUAUUAAUACAUUAUUGCUUUGAGUGUAUAGAGCAGGUGGGUCUUCACCACCAGUCCGCCUGUGAAUUACUGCCAAAUACCAUUGGGUGGUUUGGAAAUGCAAGUGGCACCAAGACAUGGAGUAUCUGAACCAGACUUUCUCACCCAGAUACUGCUGGAUUGCACCUCCAGUCAGCCUUGACCAUUGCCCACACUGGCUUGGCUGAUGGGAGCUGCAGUUCAAAACAUCUGGAGGGGCGCCAGAUCUAAACAGAGGAGGACGAAUAGAGGAGGCCCAUGCCUACAAGCUCCAUCCUAACCGUCACACAUUCAAUGGGAAAGUCUCAAUUUUCUCAUUCAGUUGAUCAGGCGUAGAGGUCUCUCAAAGUUCGGGAGAAUGCAUAAUGGGAAGAGUCUAUAUAUAAAUAACAGAAUCAGAUAAGUGCUGGAAGUGCAAAGAGAUGGAGGGAACGUUCUUUCAUAUGUGGGGGACAUGUAAAAAGGUAAAAGAGUAUAGGGAAAUGAUUUAUAAUGAAUUGAAAAAAAUGUUUAAAAUUACUUCCCCCCCUCCCCAAAACAGAGUCCUUUCUGUUGGGAAUAACCCAGACUGAAAUUCCCAGGUGUCAGAAAAGGUUAUUUAUGUAUGCAACUACUGCGACCUGUGUUUUGUUAGUCCAAAAAUGGAAAAUAAGCGAGGUCCCACUUAAAGAAGAAUGGCAACUUAAGCUGACAGAAUAUGCGCAACUUGCAGACUUAACAUAUAGAAUAAGAGAACAAGAACAUACGUUUAGAGAAAUAUAUGGAAAAAAUUGUGUACACUUUAAAACGUUGGCAGCAUUAAGAUAAAUUCAACAGUGUAAACAAGUUUUGAUGGAUGCAAUAAUGGAAUACUGAAUGGUUUAGCGUAUUUUUCGCUCUAUAGGACGCACUUUUUCCCCUCCAAAAAUGAAGGGGAAAUGUGUGUGCGUCCUAUGGAGCGAAUGCAGGCUUUCCCGGGCUUCCUGCAGCUCCGUGCCACCCUCCAGAUCCCGGCGCGAAGCCGCCUGAGCUCCAGGGCUUCCUGCAGCUCCGCGCCACCCUCCGGAUCCCGGCGCGAAGCCGCGCGGGGCUCCGGAGGGUAGCACAGAGCUGCCUGCGCUCCAGGGCUUCUUGCAGCUCCGCGCCACCCUCCCGAUCCCGGCGCGAAGCCGCGCGGGGCUCCGGAGGGUAGCGCGGAGCUGCCUGCGCUCCAGGGCUUCUUGCAGCUCCGCGCCACCCUCCUGAUCCCGGCGUGAAGCCGCGCGGGGCUCCGGAGAGUAGCGCAGAGCUGCCUGCAUUCCGAAGCCUGGUGCGCACUGAAGAGCGCGCCCGGGCUUCGCGCACCUCUCCACAAGCCUGGGGAGACCGGCUCGGUUCCCUAGGCUUGCGGAUAGCAGGCUGUUCUGGGGGCUGGGGUCGGGGGAAGCUCGGGCUUCCCCCGCUCCUGCCCCGUGCCUGGGGAGGGAUUUUUUUUUUCUUUAUUUCCCCCCCCCAAAAAAAAAUUAGGUACCUUGAACGCACCUUGUUUUAGAGGGAGAGAACAAGAAAAAAAAUUUUUUCCCCUGUUCUCCCCCUCCUAUGAUCCGGUGCGUCCUAUGGUCCGGUGCGUCCAAUGGAGCGAAAAAUACGGUAGUUUUUGUAAAAUAUGCAGGGAUUUAUGAUAUUUAAAAUGAACCAUGGAAAGAGAAGAAAGGAAGUCAUUGAUAUUUUAAGGAUGUUUAAAUGAGUAUUUUAAUGGGAACACUCCAGGGCCCAUUUCCUCCUGGCAUUUUGAGAAUGCAUGGAAGCCAAACCUUUGCUCUCCAAGUAGAGUUUAAAAUGGUUAGUCAUAGCACGUCAUCCCAAACUUGCUUUUCUAGGAACAGGGGAUCAUAUUGAUCAAUUUGAUGGCACUCCAGAGGGUGGUGAAUUCUUUCCUCCUUGCAAUGGUGUUAUGAUAGGAGGUCUACUAGAGGUGGCCAAAUACAUCGUGGUUGUUCUGGCUUCUCCACAGGAAUGGCUCUGUGAUCGCUGAGGCUGUGGCUGUGUUCCAGGCUGGAGGCCCUGUUCCCACACCCUCGGACGUCAUCCGUACAAUUGUCACAGAGGUGGAGAGGCGGGAAAUGGACACCUUCUUUGGCUGGAGGGUGGAUCUGAAAUCUCUUCAGUCAAAAGGUGAGCUCUGUUGGAAUAUCUGAAAGACAUCAUAAAGACAAGGAGGAUCUGGAAGUUGCAACAGCUAUGAUCACUGCAGCCAGACUAGUCAUAGCAAGAAACUGGAAAUCUGAUAAAGCAUUUGACGUCUUACAAUGGAAUAAAACUAUAUCGGAUGUAGCAUAGUUGACAGAACCUGUGUAUUAUAUAGAUGAGUAAUUGAAGGACGUGUAGCAAAUGAAUUUACUGGUGGGGGGGAAUAGUAAUUGUUGAAUAUUGGAACAACUACAGUAUGUUCAGCCUUAUAUUAACAGUAUGAGGCCAGUUUACUUGUAAGAUAGCUGUAUACCAUAUUUGCCCACUCAAGCGCUUUGAUAUGUUACCUGUGCACUGUAAUACUUGCUUUGCAAGUAUUUUAGUUGUGUGCAUGGUCUCUCUUUUACACUCACAAUGUUGCAAAAUUUAGGCAGUGGUACCCACUUAUGAGGAGACAAAUGAUUGACAGACACAGCAAUUUGGAGAAAAAGGUGAAGUUUAUUGCUGAGCAAUAAUGGACCCAGUUGGAAUCCUUUCCGAAAGACUGGGACCCCAAAGAAUUCAAGUUCAGGAGUUAUAUACCUGAGUGCAGCAUCACAGAUCAUGAGACAAUCAUGAGACAAUCACGAACGCCAGCGAAAAAUAACCAAUGAGCGCGCAUUCUGCCAUGCUCUUGACCGUGCGCAGAGUACAACUCCCAACUUCUGCUUUCCUUUGUCUGUACAGUCUGACCUUUUCCCUAGUUGAUGGAACAGGGAAUUGACCAUAACUCCCCCGUGCAUCUGUUCAUGUAGGGGUAUUGUGGUCAGCCCUUCCUGUUUCGUGUACAAUUUUAGUCUGGACUAGAGGGAGAGAGUUGUACCAGCGUCUUCUGAUUUAUAGCUUCCCCUUUCUCUAGGGUGCAAGAAAGCACUGGGGGAAAGGUCCAUCUCUGAACUUGUGGUUUCAAGCAGUUUUUCUGUUAGACUAGGCAAAAGCUUUUUAUGAUUCAAAUGGAUUAUAAAAAUCACUGUAAAACUCUGGUUAUAUGUGAGCAUAUGCGAAUAUAUUGAUAACUGAUAACUGAUUAUAUGAAUAGCUGAUUAUAUGAAAAGCCUAAGGAUAAUAAUCCUCUAGGGUCCUGCUUCAAUAACAGCCCUGCAGGGUAGAUUUUUUUGGGAGAGUGCCUGCCCAAGGUCAGCUCUGUGACUGAGUAGGGGGUUUGAACCCAGGUCUCUACUCCAGUUUUCUCUCUAAACACACACACACACACACACACACACACACACACACACACACUUGCUGUCUCAAGAUCAACUGUCUAUACUAUAUAUUUAAAUUAGGUUAAUUUGGAUAUGCAGAAGAUAUUAUAAAUAAAUUUAAGGAGCCGCAGAAAGAGGGGGAAGGAAGUCAAAUUUUAAAAUGUCAACAUGAUUGUAAAAUUGGUGAAAUGUAUAAAAAUUAGUGAAAUGUAUAAACCUGAAAAGUAUAAAUAAUUUUUUUUAAAAAAACCACAGUCUAUACAGCAGUAAUAGCAGUCAUUUGAUAAGCUAGAGGAGGGAGGAAGAAAGCAAGCAUGUUCCUUUUUCUAUUAAUUAUAAAACAAAUAAAAAACAUGAGAAAUAAAAGCAAUUAUUAUUAAUUGCUCUGUCCCUUGAAUGUUAUCUGUAUCUCUACUAGGGUUCAGCUUGAAAAACCUAGAACCAGAGAAGCUGGCUGUAUCAUUCACAGUUCUGGGGCUGGGAUCUUCAGCAUGGCAUGAUGAACUUGAUGGCAUGAUGAACCUGGAACAUAUGGAAAAGCUAAGACGCAAGGUAAUUUGGGGGUGAAAGGCCCUUUGGCUUCAGGUGUGGGAGACUUAACGUCUGGAAGAUGCUGUCCUCCUUGUGAGUUGGUUGCAAUAAUUCUCUUUUUACCUUUCUCAUUCUUACAGCUAAAUCAGAUGUAGUUGGGUGGCUGUAGCAGUGUAGCCUAAUCUUUUAAGAGUGGCUGACACAUCCUGCCUAAGCUUACUGGUGCUGGUGACAACUCCUCACUUAGAAAACUGAUCCUCCCUUACCCACAAUAGCUCUCAACCCUGCUUUUAGUGAAUUGCAAGCCACCUAACAGUAUCAGAUGGGAGCAAAAGGCAGGAAAAGAGAGUGCAGAAUAAAAGGAAGGAAUAGAUUGCAGCUAAUGAAGUUUUGUAAGCAGUGCUUCGGGUUGCUUGGCAUCUGUGGUGUUGAAGAAGCCCGGAAGUCAUGUCUAAAGCAGUGAUGGAAAACCUGCAGUCCCAAAAGUUAGGAGGAUCGCAGCUUCCAUCAUCCCUGACCAUCAGCCAGGCUGUCUGGGGCCAAUGGGAGCUGGGAGUCGAAACAUAAUCUCUUGGGCACCUGCUCCUGAUCUAGAGGCAAGUACAUAGCUGACCUUUAAAGCUCUUAAUGGCCUCGGUCCUGUAUACCUGAAGGAGCAUCUCCACCCCCAUCAUUCAGCUCGGACAAUGAGGUCCAGCACCGAGGGCCUUCCAGCAGUUCCCUUGCUGCGAGAAGUGAGGUUACAGGGAACCAGGCAGAGGGCCUUCUCAGUAGUGGCACCUGCUCUGUGGAACACCCUCCCAGCAGAUGUCAAGGCAAUAAGCAACUAUUUUACUUUUAAAAGACAACUGAAGGCGGCCCUGUUUAGGGAAGUUUUUAAUGUUUGAUGCUGUAUUGUUUUUAAUAUUUGGUUGGAAGCUGCCCAGAGUGGUUGGGGAAGCUCGGUCACACGGGGAGGGUAGAAAUAAAUUAUUAUUAUUUAUUAUUAUGGCAUGCCACCAUAGAAGAGGCCCCCUCUGACUGGCACCUGCCUGACCUCCACAAGUGGCAGCAUCUGAGAAGGCCUUCAAAUGGAUGAAUGGGCAAGUUCACCUGGAGUCAGGUGCUGCUUUUACAUACCGUGGUCAGGUCUUGCCCUCAUUGGGAAGCAAAGGAGGACGUGGCUUGAAUGGCUUUGGGAAGAUUCCUGUCUUACCUCUUUGUGGGUCCCAAGUGCCUUCAGAACCCUGUGUCUGCUCUUUCCCCUUAUUCCUGCUUCAGUCAGCACCUUGCUCUCAUCUCUUCUUACUUGCCCUGUUCCUGCCCCUGUUUACUCCCUGCAUCUCUGCUUGUUCCUCCUCCGUUUUAUGGUUCCUUACACAUUCCCACUUUCUCCCCAUUCUCCCUUCACUUGGUGGCUGGGAUCCACACCCAAUGUAUCUCUCAUCCCACCGUUAUCCUCUGUUGGGCAGAGCAGUGCUGCAUCCUCAGCAAGGCUCCCCCCGCUUUAUCCUUUCCAGUCCAACUGGCUCACCUUCCAGCUGAACCACCAACGCUGUGGCACAUUGAAGAGGAAUCUCCCCCAAGCUCUGCUCACAGGGUUCUUGUGGCCUCAUCUUCCCUUGUUUGCCAUAGAAACCCUAAACUCUGCUAAGCAUGAGACUCUUAAUCUCAGGAUUAAUCUCAUGGAUUCAAACCUUCCAACUCUACAAUUCUAUGAUUCUGUCCGGCGGUGAUGGCUCCAGCUUUGAGGUUUAACAUCUGCAUGCUGAUGAAUUCUGAGUAAGAACAACAUUGACUUUUGUCUGUAGGUGUUCCUGUUGCUUGGAACUCGGUACACAGUCCAGAAUAUCUCUCUUAAUCAAGUCGGGUAUGUACAUGAGUUAAUCUCCUUUAGGGGCUGGGCAGUGGUGCUGUUGGGCAGCUUACAAGCGUCGGCUUCUGUUUUGUGUCCUAGUGGGAAGGAUCCACUCUUGAAGAAGGUAAAUCUGUGGUCAUGCCAUCUCCUAUACUAGAUUUGUACUGGCUCAAGCAAACAGUUUGUAUCUCAGCAAAGCUUUAUAAUGGGGAAAGGGGAACCUGCGGUCUUCAGUGUUGGACUACAACUCCCAACUCCCAACUUUCAGGCCAGCAUAGCCAAUGGUUGGGACUUGUAGUCUGGCAAUAUUUUGGAUGCUUUCACAGGUUCCUCUUCCAUACUUUAUAAUCUGAACCCUAGAAAGUGCUGGUGUAUACUUUUUAAGCUGGAGGUUUGAGCUAUCUAGUACCUAAAUGCCUAGGCUGGUCAAAGCUGGAUAACCUUCUCUUGGUUGUAGUCUUGGUACGUAUUGAUGGAACCUUUGGACUUGACUAGGAAUAAAAUGCUUUUCACCAGUAACUUGUUGUUUGAGCGGGACCUCAAAGACCUCUAUGAUUGGGUGCCUGAUCAAAACCAAUCCCAAGUGUUAAAACAGUCAAUGUUUUUCAACAUGUUUGGCCAGGUGCCUGCUUAAUAAUAAUUUUAUUAUUUAUACCCCACCCAUCUGGCUGGGUUCCUUAGGGUGUAUUGUAGCACCACUUGGGGGUAGGGAUACUCUCUUAUGUGCACAGGGUAACACAACUUCUGUUGCUUGCAGAUAUAGCCAAGGUGGUGUCAAUAUAAAUGGAGAUGUCUAUAUUGAUACCAGUGCUCAUGUGGACAUUGACUGGGCUCUAAAAGCACUGAUGGGGCUUAGAAACUACUCUGUGGACCUCACGUCUCUCUCCAUCAAUGGUCAGUAGCCACUCUCCUUCUGGCUUGCUUUUAGGGAUGAUGAUGGGCAGUAGGUGGGAAGCUUAAUUCUCUGCUCCUAACCCCAUGCUUUCUGCUUACAGGGUCACGCCUAAGUCUCCAGGUCUUUCCAGUGUCUUUCUUGGUAACCAACAGGAUAUUCAAUGAGAGAAUGAUGGAUCGUUCUUCUGUAGAGCAUCAGAACAUUGCUAAGGAUAUAUCUGAUGUGGUAGGCAUGAGAUGUUAAUACUAAACGUUAAUGGUUGGUAGGGUCUCUAAUAUAAGGACAGGGGAUCUCCAGCCCAUAAGCUGGAUGUGGCCCUUCAGAUCUCUCUUUCUGGCCUUUCAACUCUCACUAGCCCCAUUCCAUCCUGCCCUCUAAAGACACAUUCCAGAUAGGUAAAAGCACUUGAACUGCUGCUUUAACAACAGCAAGGGAUGUAAGAUGGAAUUGCUUGAAGGAGUAGGAAACCACUGGAUGAUGAAAAGGGAUGCAACUGGCCAUCUAUGGGGCGGGGACGUAUUGAGGAUAUUCAAGCAGAGAUGAGGCUGGCAAGGCCACAAAAGGCUCAAAAGGCAAAGCAAGGUGUUUGUGCAGGAUCUUGCUGCUUGCAGGAAGCCAAUGAAGGAAUUUAAGCUUUAUGAUUUCCUAGGAUUUUGAGUAAUGAUACGCAGAGCAAGUGACCAACUGUAAACAUCUAUUAUUAUUAUUAUUAUUAUUAUUAUUAUUAUUAUUAUUCCAGCUAACACAUAUUCUGGGGAAGUACAAAAACCUCCUGCAAGUGGCAAUCCGAGACAUCACGUAAGUAAUUCUGUCUUGAUUUUCACUUGCUCUAAUACAGACUAGGCACUGAAAGCUGAAACUCGCAGGUGAGCCUUUUUUUCAUUUGCAAAACCUGCACAACCUUUUUAACCUAGGUAAACUGAACUUGUUUUUUUAAAGGCUAAGCUUAUCUCUUUUAAAACCAAGGUGACUCUCCCACUAGCUGCGCCUCUUACUGUGUGAGGCCAAAUAUAUUAGUGGGCUUUUCUUCUUACCCCUUCUCUACAAUUGUAAGUUUGUCUGGUCUGCCCUUUCUUCACAACUGGGAAUUUAGCCAAGUUUCUACACUAGGGUAGUGUUGAAAACUCGGUUCCUACAGGUUCCUAUCCUUAAGCCUAUCUCUUUGUCCUGACUGCAGCGGUGGAUCCCUGAUAUGUCAUGGAGAUGUGAUAUUCCAGCACCCAGCUCCAACAAGCAAGGAUGUCCUACAGACUCUCGCUCUUUCAGUUGGCCCGAAGGAUUAUCUGGACUCCUCAGAUCUCCAAGUGGACCCAUUCUCCUUUACUGUAGCAGGUAUGCCAGUAUAAGUUUCAGAAAGGGGCCUUAAAGGGAAAGCAUUGCAGUAAUCUAAUCUUGAGGUUACCAGAGUAUAGACAAUAGUAGUUAGGCUAUCCUCGUCCAGAUAGGGGCAUAGCUGGGCCACCAGCCGAAGCCGAUGGAAGGCACUCCUGAGGCCACCUGAGCCUCAAGUGAGAGCAAAGGAUCCAGGAGUUACCCGCAAGCUACAAACCUGCUCCUUCAGAGGAACUAUAAUCCCAUCUGAAGCUGGACCAAUAAAGCACUUCUGAAUUAUAAUCUGCUUUCUCCCCCUGCAAUUAGCAGUGGGUGGUGGAUGAUGAACUUCCUAGAUGAACUUCUAGGAACCAUCCAACUCGAGGAUUCCGUGACUUCUCUUCAUUUUAAAUAUUUAUUUAGGUGAUGGGCUGGAGCCUCCCGUUACACAUCGAGGUGUCCCUGGCUAUGUGGUAGCCAUCAUUGUGCUCUGUGUCCUUGCAAUAGUUGCUCUUCCUAUCCUGGCUCUGCUGGUAAGUAUCUCAUAUGAACCAUACAAUCAUUCUUUUUUGCAUUGCUCUUGCUCCCUGUAAGGGUUCUGGCUUUGUCUUGCCCUAGAUCAGCAUUUCCCAAACUUGGGUCUCCAUCCAGCUGGUUUGGGACCACAACUCCCAUCAUUCCCAAGUAGCAGGACCCCAGUGGUCAGGGAUGAUGGGAACUGUAGUUCAAAACAGCUGGAGACUCGAGUUUAUGAAACACUACCCUAGUUAGGGACGCGGGUGGUGCUGUGGGUAAAAGCCUCAGCGCCUAGGGCUUGCCGAUCGAAAGGUCGGCGGUUCGAAUCCUCGCGGCGGGGUGCGCUCCCGUUGCUCGGUCCCAGCUCCUGCCAACCUAGCAGUUCGAAAGCACCCCUGGGUGCAAGUAGAUAAAUAGGGACCGCUUACCAGCGGGAAGGUAAACAGCGUUCCGUGUGCUGCGCUGGCUCGCCAGAUGCAGCUUGUCACGCUGGCCACGUGACCCGGAAGUGUCUCCGGACAGCGCUGGCCCCUGGCCUCUUGAGUGAGAUGGGCGCACAACCAUAGAGUCUGUCAAGACUGGCCCGUACGGGCAGGGGUACCUUUACCUUUUACCUACCCUAGUUUCUAAAGAGCACCUCCCUCCCUGCGCCCCAGUCAGAACCAGGGUCAGAAUAGGUGACAAUGUCCAAUGGUUCAAAGGCAGAUCCUGCUAUUCAGUUUUUCCCUUAGGCAGCUGACCUGAUGGCCGUUGGAAUGCCCACCAAGUCAGGUGGGAGCUUGAUGGAGUUCCCCUCCUCCCUCACCCACGUCAGGAAUCACUUUUUAUAUCACAAAAUGUUUUUGAUUGUUUCCUUCUGAGUCUGGCAUGUAGAAGGCAAAGUGUGCUGAAAAUAAGGUUCUUGAGCAAACUGCAAGACAGAGGUGCAGAACCUGAUCUGGACAGAGGGCCAGAUCUUUUUCUCCUCUGUGCCUCGCUGGCCAGUGCCACCAACCUGAUACACGGGUGGUGCUGUGGUCUAAACCACUGAGCCUCUUAAGCUUGCCGAUCGGAAGGUCGGCGGUUCGAAUCUGCGCAACGGGGUGAGCUCCUGUUGCUCUGUCCCAGCUCCUGCCAACCUAGCAGUUCAAAAGCACGUCUAAGUGCAAGUAGAUAAAUAGGUACUUCUGCAGUGGGAAGGUAAAUGGCGUUUCUGUGCACUCUGGUUUCUGUCACGGUGUCCCGUUGUGCCAGAAGUGGUUUAGUCAUGCUGGCCACAUGACCUGGAAACCUGUCUGUGGACAAACACCAGCUCCUUUGGCCUGAAAGCAAGAUGGGCACUGCACUCCAUAGUCACCUUGGACUGGACUUAACCAUCCAAGGGUCCUUUACCUUUUAGCUUUACCCACCCGUCAGUCACCUGAUGGCACAGGGACAUCCGGUGAUGAUCACCAAGACUUCAGAGCACAGCACAGGCCUAUCUGCUGGUGGGCCAUCACUUGAAUCCUGCUUUCUGCAGGGAUAGGCCAUGCAAAGCUGGGAGACCUGUGGCUGUCCUCUCUCUAUCAGUCCCAGCCAGUGUGGUCAAUGGUCCGGGGACUAGAGAUGUAGUUCAGCAACAUCUUGGGGAGCACCCAACAGGCACCCCUGGUCUACAGGCAGAAUGUGGUUUGGUAAAGCACUAAAGGCUUAAUCUUGUAUUAGGCAAGAUCGUCAGAUGAUCCUAUGAUGUAGGAAUGAUGUACAUCUUUGGUAGGGGCAUGCCUGCUCCAGACUUCUGGAAGCAGCUUUCUUUUGUACUAUGAGCAGCCUAUUCCAUUGAGCUCCACUUAGUUUGGAAGUCUGGGUGGCCCAGUUGGUUGGAGCAUGGUGCUGAUAAUGCAAGGUUGCAGGUUUGAUCCCCAUGUGGGACAGCUGCAUAUUCCUGCACUGCAGGGGGUUGGACCAGGGUCCCUUCCAACUCUACAGUUCUAUUCAGCUGCACUGGCUCCCGGUGGAGUACAGGGUCAGAUUUAAGGUGCUGCUUUUGACCUUUAAAGCCCUUCACGGCCUAGGACCCUCGUACCUACGGGACCGCCUCUCCCGGUAUGCCCCACGGAGAGCCUCAAGGUCCAUAAAUAGCAACACCCUAGAGGUCCCGGGCCCUAAGGAAGUUAGAUUAGCCUCAACCAGAGCCAGGGCCUUCUCAGUGGUGGCUCUGGCCUGGUGGAACGCUCUGCCUCAUGAGACCAGGGCCCUGCAGGAUCUGAUUUCUUUCCACAGGGCCUGUAAGACAGAGUUGUUCCGCCUGGCCUUUGGCUUGGAGCCAAUUUGAUUCCCUCCCUCCCUCUCUUUCUUUUUCCUUUUCCUUCUCCUCCUGCGAUGAGGCUACAUUUUAAUAUUUUAAUGUUCCAGUAUUUUAAUUGCUUGUAAGCCGCUCUGAGCCCGGCCUUGGCCUAGGAGGGCGGGGUAAAAAUAAAAAAUUAUUAUUAUUAUUAUUAUUAAUUCUAACUGGCAACUUGCUAGGCUACAGUCCCUUAACUAGCUCUACUAACUUCUCCUAAGCGAAAGGUGCGUGGCCGGAGAGACAAGAUUAUUAUCAACAGGUGGCGUGACCAUGAAACGUGCGUGGAGACAUUUGAACUAGAUAACCCAGGAUUCCACCCAACUCCGGAUGAGGUAUACUCCAGACUGUCAGAACAUAUGGAAAAAUGUGAGUGUGCAGCCAGCUCCAAAGGAGUUGAAAGUUCCCCAAACUGGCCUUUGAAGAAUCUAGAAAUCUUUAGUAUUUUGGUUAUACAUGCCUUGGAUUUUUUUUAAUUUUUAUUUUGGCAGGGGGAGAAGGGACAAGGGCUUCUGCCAUGAAAAAACUUCUUUGUGCAUUGCCAAAGCACAAAAUCUGAAUUGGCAGUGUGCUGAUAACUGAAUAUACUAACCAAGGCACCGUCUUUCCUUUUUAUGAGCAGAGUACAUCAGGCUUUCAUGCUUCUGAAUAAAAACAAAAUAAUUUGUGAAGACACACUCUCUUGAUGUAGCUUAGAUUUUUAAAUUCUAGCAGAUUAGAAAUGUUGAAAUAGUGAUGGGGGAUUUCAGUGAAAGAGAGAGGUUUCAGAAUGAGACAGGUUUGACUGUGGUUAAGAAAGUGAAAUACCUGGGGAUUAAUAUGACAGCCAAAAAUGGGAACUUAUUUAAAGAUAAAUAUGAAAAAUGUUGGACGGAAGUGAAAAAAGAUUUAGAAAUUUGGUCAAAUCUGAAGCUUUCACUGUUGGGUCGUAUUGCUGUGAUAAAAAUGAAUGUAUUGCCUAGAAUGCUGUUUUUGUUUCAAACAUUGCAAAUUGUGGACAAGAUGGAUUGUUUCAAGAAGUGGCAGAAAGAUAUUUCUAGAUUUGUCUGGCAGGGCAAGAAGCCCAGAAUAAAAUUUAAGAUAUUAACUGAUGCAAAGGAAAGGGGUGGAUUUGCCCUGCCAGACUUUAAACUUUACUAUGAAUCAGCAACUUUUUGCUGGUUGAAAGAAUGGCUACUUCUUGAAAACACAGACAUUUUGGACCUAGAAGGUUUUAACAAUGUAUUUGGAUGGCAUGCAUAUCUGUGGUAUGACAAGGUCAAAGCGCAUAAAGCAUUUAAAAACCAUAUUGUCAGGAAAGCAUUGUUUAAUGUUUGGAUAAGAUACAAGGAUUUAUUGGAAAACAAAACCCGAAGGUGGCUGUCACCGAUGGAAGCGAAAGCUCUGAAAAGGCUCAGUAUGGAGACCAAUUGGCCGAAAUAUUGGGAAAUUUUGGAACAAGAUGGAGAUAGACUGAAACUGCAGAGUUUUGAGAAACUAAAAAAUAAAGUGUGAGAUUGGCUUCAUUAUUAUCAGAUAAUGGAGGCAUAUAAUUUGGACAAGAAAAUUGGACAAGAAAAUUGGAAAAAUCAAAAUUAGAAACAGAACUGUUAGAACCCAAAACUAAGAUUUUGUCAAAGAUGUAUAACUUGCUGUUGAAAUGGAAUACUCAGGAUGAAACGGUGAAAUCUGCUAUGAUUAAAUGGGCACAAGAUUUUGGACAUAACAUUAUGUUUGCUGACUGGGAACAGUUGUGGACCACAGGUAUGAAGUUUACGGCAUGUAAUGCUUUAAGAGAGAAUAUUAUGAAAAUGAUAUACAGGUGGUACAUGACCCCAGUCAAGCUUGCAAAAAUUUAUCACUUGCCCGAUAACAAAUGUUGGAAAUGUAAAGAAACUGAAGGUACAUUCUUUCACCUUUGGUGGACGUGCCCAAGGAUUAGGGCUUUCUGGGAAAUGAUAUAUAAUGAAUUGAAGAAGGUAUUUAAAUAUACCUUCUUGAAGAAACCAGAGGCCUUUCUCCUGGGCAUAGUCAGCCAAUUGGUGCCAAAGAAGGAUAGAACCUUUUUUAUGUAUGCCACAACAGCAGCAAGAAUACUCAUUGCAAAGUAUUGGAAGACACAAGAUCUACCCACUCUGGAAGAAUGGCAGAUGAAGCUGAUGGACUAUAUGGAACUGGCAGAAAUGACUGGCAGAAUCCGAGACCAGGGAGAAGAAUCGGUGGAAGAAGAUUGGAAGAAAUUCAAAGACUAUCUACAGAAUUAUUGUAAAAUUAAUGAAUGUUAGAAUGAUGUUGGAUAGAAAUUAAGUGGUUUCCAGCUGUAAUGCUUUAAGGGAUUAUGAAAAAUGGGUUGUUAAUAGGUAAAAAUUUAAUGUUACUAUUUCAAGACUAAAGAUUAGGAUAAAUAAAGAGGGUAAGGAUUUGCUGAACCAACAAAUUGAAUUGGAAUACAAAAAAGGGAGGUAUGAGGAGGUCCUGGAAACAAGCUAAAGGAAAAUAAGUAAUGGAAAAUCUGUGUGUUUUUAAUUAUUUUUAUUUUGUAUUUUUGUUAUUUUUUUCAUUUUUAUUGUAAUACUUUAAAAAAGCUUAAUAAAUAUCUUAUAAAAAAAAGAAAAGAAAGUCUCCCAGUUCACGGGCUUCUGGAGUUGACAGCGAUCUGUUUUGCCUUUUGCCCACAGGAUGGUGCCAGAUGCUCUUAG